Messenger RNA from Megalopta genalis, 2156 nucleotides. RefSeq lists its product as uncharacterized. Lineage: Eukaryota; Metazoa; Arthropoda; Insecta; Hymenoptera; Halictidae. Gene Ontology annotation, cellular component: nucleus. Gene Ontology annotation, biological process: regulation of transcription by RNA polymerase II. The record is from RefSeq and is a predicted model, not a curated record. Gene Ontology annotation, molecular function: DNA-binding transcription factor activity, RNA polymerase II-specific.
UGUACAUCUCUGUCUGUCUCUGGUCGGUGCUCUCCCUUCGUCGCCGCCGCCCGUCUCUCUUUCCCACCCGUUCCACCACCCAUCCAAACCACCCCGCGUUCGUCCCUCUUUCUGGAUAUUGUAUAGAGAACGUUAUGCUAAAGUAUGCAUGUACGAGGGUCGGUCCAAUGGUCAGGAAUCUCGCGAGUUCGUUCUGCGGCAGCACGUAUCCGGACGUAUUUCUCUGGACUCGCGGCUCGCGGCUCGCGAGGCCGCGUGUGCACGACCCAGACCACGACCACGACCACGAUCACGACCACGACCACGACCACGACCACGACCAACGUCGACGUCACUCGUAGCCGCGGUACCACUGCGUAAUCUCCGGUCGACCGGUAACCGUGGAGGGAUCGGCCAGCUUCUUGCUCGCACCGGGCCGCACCGAGUAACCGGGGGAUGAUUUGCCCGUAAUGACGAUCGGCCUGAAUUGCGGUAGGCCACCGGACGGGCAUCCAUGGAAUAUGGGAUCUGGAGUCUUCACGCCGCGGGUGAACUUUGGGGUGACCCGCGUCUCGCCCGAAGGCACCCGAUUCUGCCCCCAAGCGCCUCGCAGCUGCUCCCGAGGGCAGCGUUCGCCCUGAGCGCUCUUCACCGGCCGGACAUGGUGCCGUUACCAUUGACAUCGGCCGGGCCACCAUACGGCCCCAUGGAACUGGUCACCAAGUCCUCGAAGGACAGGGACGAGGCGGAGAAGAAGGAACAAGAGGGGAAUGAUGACCAGCAACGCGACGACAACGAAGGAAACAUCGAAAACUCUGACGAAAAUGAUAAUCAGACCUCAGUUUCGAAGGAAAACAACGACAACGAAGACGCGGGGGAAGAAAGCGACAGCGGAAGUACAAACAGUUCCCAUCGCUCGGCCAACAAUAAUCUUCCGGCGAAGCUGCUCGAUCCGAUGGCUUACCUUGCUUUCGAUAAGGAAGGGACCGUCACGCCGGUUCUAAAUGGCUGGGUCCUCGGCGCGUACACCGCCAUGCUUGGAAGACUGUCGGCGGCCACUGCGGCUCUCGAGGCCACAGAAAUACCGAACAUCCCUUCCGACAGCGACUCGGAGAGCGAACACUCGUCUUACACCGAGAAGUCGCGAGGAAGCAGUCCGAACGUGAGCAACGCUCAUCGCGGAUACUCGUGCGGUUCGUGUGACGUUGUCGCGCCGACGAGGCCGGCCCUACGAAAGCAUAUUGUCGAUUGCCAUCCACCCGUGACUAGCACGGAAACAGGAGAAACAAAAAGUUGUCCGUCCACGGGCUGUGACUUCACAACGAGCAGCAGGUGCGAAAUGGAGACCCACGUGGCCGCGCACGUGGCACAGGGCAUGACACCGACCGGGAAGAAACGAACACUGGCAUUGCAACGCGUCAGGUAUAGAUACGAGAGGGAGGAGUAUCGUUGCUCGCUGUGCUCGUACGCCUGCACCAUCGAGAAGGCGUUCCAAAGGCAUCUGAGGGCACACGCGAAGGGCACAGCGCCGGAGACGAGGGUGAGCUGCGCUGUCUGCGGAGCGGACAGAUCCUCGGAGGUCGAUCUCAGCAAACACAUGAGAAGGCACCGCGACGACCGAUACUUCUGCUGCGACAUUUGCAUUUUCCGCACGGUUCAAUUGAAAAAGCUAAUUCAACAUCGACGCAUGCACACGGGCGAGAAGCCGCACCUAUGUCCGCACUGCGCGUACAGAAGCGCUCGCCGGGACAACCUGCGAAGCCACGUGCGACGCGUCCACAAAAAGGAGAAUCUCUAUUGCGACACGUUCAGUCCACGUGGCAUGCUGCUCACGCCCAUGAUCGGCAGGGACACACCGCUGGUCCAGAGCCCGGAAUCCUCGCCGUCCUCCAACUCGGAGUCCACCAACUAGCGAAGCAACUCGGCAGAAGGGAGCGGAUCGUCGUCACACACGUCCUAACUUUGUCAAUACUGCGACCUAGGUAUUAAAAUUGUCGAGGCGGUUUUACAUUGGCGAACCUGAUCGGUACCGUCACGAGUCGGCCCAGCUGCCCCGAGAGCCGAAUUACAAUUUGGAGAACCGUUCGGAGAUCGGUUUGCGACUGCAGUAAUGUCUCCCUUACUGACGCUCAGAUGGUCCACAGAAAUACAGUAAUGUCUCCCUAACUGACGCUCAG